Theobroma umbraticum is the source of this 444-nucleotide messenger RNA. RefSeq lists its product as uncharacterized. NCBI's taxonomy places the organism in Eukaryota, Viridiplantae, Streptophyta, Magnoliopsida, Malvales, Malvaceae. The record is from RefSeq and is a predicted model, not a curated record.
AUGGCGCCCCAUACACAUCAAAAGAAUCCUCAUCAAUCACUGCUUAUAAUCUUCCUAAUUCUUUCAAUUUCAUUUCCAACUCCAAUCAAUGCAUCAACCAAGAAGCUCGAAGAAAUAGUACCAGUAGUAGUGCCCCAAGCACCAACUACUGAAAUUAAGUGCGGAACAUGUCCUUGUGUGAAUCCAUGCGACCAGCAGUCACUGCCACCGCCUCCACCACCACCACCUUCUCCUCCUCCUCCGCCAAGGUUCAUCUAUUGUGAUCCAGUUCCGACGACUCCGCCGCCCCCAAGAUUCUAUUACGUGACUGGUGUGCCCGGUCAGUUGUACACAGCUGAUGCAGAUGAUAGAUGGACAUUUUUCUCUAGUGCUGGACGGAAUGUUGUUGGGAUUUUGCUGCUUUCCUGUGGAUUUGGGUUGUUGGGCCUCUUGACAACCUGGUAG